Messenger RNA from Colletotrichum orchidophilum, 1281 nucleotides. RefSeq names its product phytanoyl-CoA dioxygenase. The record is from RefSeq and is a predicted model, not a curated record. The transcript is spliced from 4 exons. Lineage: Eukaryota; Fungi; Ascomycota; Sordariomycetes; Glomerellales; Glomerellaceae. Bases 1 to 1281 code for a protein of 426 amino acids.
AUGUCCUACAACCUACCGCCCCCAGCCUCACCAGCAACCUCUGGACUCGAUUUCGCGGACAAGCCCUAUCAUCCCUCGCGCAUCGACCCUCUCACCCGCUUCCGUGACAAUGUGAGCCAAGUCCGGCGCUGGAUCGAGAGCAACCUCUCCAACUUCGCCCACCUGAACCAAAUCGUCGUCCUCCGGCUCGGUUCCGACGCCCUCCCCCACCAGCCCCUAACCAUUGACGCAACCAAAGUGCCGCCCGUCCUCUCCACCACCAUCCCCUCCGGCCCCCACACAGCAAUCACCAUCCUGCCAGAGUACAUCCUCGAUGCCGUCCAAGGGCGCAUGCACAGCCAACACGCCUUUGGGAAGCGCGCCUCGCCGCCCACCCUCGGCGCCAUACCCUCCUGCUUCGCCCCUGGCGGCGUUCCGGGGCCUUGCGCCGCUGCCGACCCGAAGACGCUGCCGAGGCCAACGGAAGACGUGGCGCAGCUGAAGCGCGAUUUGACGCAAUGGGGGUACGCCAUCUGCGCGAAUGCGCUGAGCACCGCGCAGGUGCGGAUGAUUCGGACGGCGGUGGAGGAGCAGGCGGAGGCGGAGAGGUUGGUGGGCGUCGGGCAUUUGGAUACCGCGCACAAGGCGGCGAGGGAUCAGCCGAAUCAGCGGGUUUGGAACCUUCCCAACAAAGGCGACGAGUUCCUCGACCUGCUCAACCACCCGCUCAUCGACGCCAUCAUGCCGUGGUUCCUGGGCGGCAACUUUAGCCUCUUUACCAUGUCGGCCAAUAUCGCGUGCCCCGGCACGUCGGGUAUAUACAUGCACCGCGACCAGAUGGUCAUGGCGCCAGAUACGACGGCGCAUGCGUACGUGCUGAAUACGAUGUGGUAUUUGACUGAUGUGACUGAUGAAAAGGGUGCCACGCGGGUGUAUCCGGGGAGUCAUGUGAUGGAUGUGCUGCCGGUUGAUAUAAAUCACGUUGGCACAUCCAUCCCCGCUGCGGCACCAGCGGGCUCCUGCGUGCUCCUCGACAGCAGAACCUGGCACUCGACGGGCGUCAAUACGACCAGCGAGACGAGGCCGGUUAUCCUGCAGUCGUUUUGCAGGUUCUUUGUGCGGCCGAUUGAAAACUACCAGUCUAUCUUGAGCGAGGAGGUCAGGGCCAAGUUGUCGGAGCGUCAGAGGGCGCUGUUGGGUUUGCCGAGUUUGAUGCCUGGUGGCAAGGGACAGGGGUUUGCGGCCUAUAACUGGCCGGGCACGCACGCUGGGAGGAUGAGGGCUGCUAUUGGGAAGGAAUAG